Messenger RNA from Misgurnus anguillicaudatus (oriental weatherfish), 9000 nucleotides. The record is from RefSeq and is a predicted model, not a curated record. NCBI's taxonomy places the organism in Eukaryota, Metazoa, Chordata, Actinopteri, Cypriniformes, Cobitidae.
UUAUUCAUUUGACUAAGAAAAAACACAGAAAAUAAUUUUGUGAGAGUCUUUUGUGUAUUUACAGAAGGACUGGCAUCGAAUAACAUUGAAAGGAAGAAUAAACGAGAUAUUCAGGGUAAGAAAAAUUGUAGUGGAAGAUAAAAUGAAGACUCUUAAAGAACAAUGGGAGGCAGCAGUAGAACAGUUAGUGAGCGGUUUACCAGAAAAAGCAAGGCUCAAGAAAAUUAAGAAAUUGCAGGAAAUGUAUGAAGAGUGGAAACAACUUAAAGGUUACGAGGAUAGAACAAAAAUUAGUUUGAAAGAACACGUAAUAGCACAAGAAAGUGAGGCACACAGGAAGUUUCAGAGAGAGGAUAAAAAGGAAGUGGGGUUUCUCGCUAGAAAGAAGCAUGAAAAGGAAGUGAAGAGAUUACGUGAGGAGUUUCAUUUGUGGCAUAGUAUGGCAGUAAGUUGUGUGGCUUUGGUACAGCUGGAGAAAGAGACAGAAAAGAAAGUGGAACUAAAAAAGAGUGACGUUAAAGAGAAGGAAACAAACAAAAUUCAAGAAGGGAGGGAGAUAGCAUCCAUUUAUCCAGUACUGCCACCCACUGCUCCACCUCCAUAUGCCCCACCCCACACACAGUUACCGGUACUUGAAGUACAAAAGGGUGUGUUGGACAUGGAGCAGAGGGAGGGAAAUCGCUGGAAAAUAAAAUCAGGUAAAUUAGAUUUAAUAACAGAAAAAGAGAUGGAGGAGAGAGAGAUAGCAAGAGAAACAGCUGAAUUAAUGAGAACACAUAGAGAGCAAGCUGCACAGGCAGAACAGAGGAUGGCAGCUCUGGAAAAGGAAAUAAGGGAACAAUGGAACAGUGUAGCACAGGAAAGGACAUUUCAGCCCAGAGCACAAAGCACCCCAGGAGAAACAUUGAGCAGCAGAUUUAUAACAGUGGAUGAGACUGGGAGUCAGAUAGAAAUUGAAAAUCAGGUAACAUAUCCAGUUGAAAUCAGAGGAGAAAUGAGGAUGGGUACGAGGAGAAGAGAGGAGAGCAAAUAUAAUUCCAGUAUAAAGACACCAAAGAAAGAACAGGAAAGAGAAGAACAGGAAUAUAGGGAACUAGGUCUCAUUCGAGGGAUACCAAAUAUGUGCCCACUAGUGGACACAAAUGGAAACCUAGAAUACAAACCAUGGUCAUUCACAGACAUGGGAGCUAUCCUUGCAAAGUUACCUCAUAUCACGAGUGGAGGGGGUAAAUGGAUAGGGAAGGUAAUAAGUUUGACGCAGGGCCACACAUUGGCGAUAGGAGACCUGAGGGCGUUAUUGGGCCAGGUACUGACUGUAGGACAGAUCACAGAAAUUGAGCGAGAGGCAGGAACGGUUGGGAUAUAUGAUGACCACCCAUACUGCCGAGUUGCAUCAGAAUGGGGAAAGGCCCUGCGAAAGCUGUACCCAGCGCCAGCAGGCACUCUUUAUAAUAUCAAAUUUUCUCCAAAAGGGGAAGAAACAGCAGCAGCAUACCUGAGUCGAUGCAAAGGGGAGUGGGAAGAGCACACUGGGGCUCAUCCACAUUCAGACAAAAUGCAGGAACAAAUGUUCAGGGCUGCUGUAUUGGAAGGAACUCCUAAAUCUGUACAAGAUGAAAUAAAAGCCAACCCCGAUUUACCAGGUGCUGUAUGUGAUGUUUGGGAACGACAUUUCCUUCAUCACAUGUCUAGGGCGAACGAAAAAGAAAAAGAAAAAGUAGGGGAAGUAGAGGAACUGAAAAAACAGUUGCUAAGAUUACAGUUGCAGGAAGCCAGAUCUAAAAUAAAUGAAGAAAAAGAGAAAAAGAAGGAUAAACAAAUGGUAGUUCAGGAGAUGAAAGCCCCUCCAAGAUAUACCAAAGAACAGGAAGUUGACCCAUCAAAUGUUACAUGGGAAAGAAACACCCAAAGACCAAUAUACUACUCCAAUAGAGGUAGGGGUGGGGAUUACAAUAGGGGGAGGGGAAGAGUGCAGUAUCAGGAAGGGUGUUUCCGUUGUGGUCGUCCGGGACACUUCGUCCGUGAUUGUCGGCAACCUGAACUCGGAGCCCAACAGAGACCAUCUCGGGGCAGAGGCCAUAACCCACACAUGGCCCCUAACGUGGAAAAAGCACCACGACCACACUCCCAGUACCCUUUGUCCACUGGAGGGGAAAGGGAGUGGUACUGAGACAGCCCACGGAACGACCUCAGCAGGGUUAGGGCGGAACCCUUGCUGACUUUGGAGGUGAACUCACGUCCUGUUGAAUUCCUGGUGGAUACUGGGGCAACAUACUCCACACUGAACUAUGAACUUCCAAAAAAAUCUUAUUUCAGACAAAACCACCGAUGUAAGGGGGUUUUCCGGGGCUAUAACUAGACUGCCAUUAUCCAAAGAACUCACAGUGCAGUGCAUGAAAAAACAAUCACUGACUCACUCUUUUCUGCUGUCAUAUUUCUCACCGACAAAUUUGUUGGGAAGAGACUUGCUAGUGAAACUUGGAGCUGAAAUCCUAUGCAGCCCGGAGGGGAUUAUAGUAACUAUGAAAAAUGGUAUCACCAUGAACUGUUCCAUCAUGACCACAAUGAGAACGCAUGGACAAUGGUUACUUUCUGCAAACACCUCUCCACAGGGAGCUGACAUUUACUGGGGGAGGGUGAUUCUGGGGGACACAGGGGACACCCUGAAUGAUCUGUACUGUCAAUGGGAACCUUGGAUAUUAUCAUUAGCACCAUACACUCAGCUAAUAGAUCCAUUGCAUGUCACUUUGUUUUAUGAUAGAACACAAGAGUACUGGUACCAAGAACAAUUUGAUAACAUCGCAGGAGAACAAUGGGAAAUUUGUGGGGCAGGAAUAAUGAUAGGCAAAGAGGGAGUGGCAGCUAUAGUAGAACUUACCCCCGAACAGGAACAAUGGUAUAGAAUGAGGGAAGAGGCAUCACCCCAUAUAUCAUUAUUAGUACAUCCCCAACACCAAGCUAAAGAUCUAGGACCAAUGGUAAAGAAGGGAAUAAAUUUAACAGAUUGGAGGGAAACCCAACUUCCUGGUGUAAAAUAUUCACCUAGCUCAGGGUAUUAUUUGAUCACACAAGAAACAAAAGACACCGUAGUGUUGGAACACGAAUGGCUCACAAGAUGGCAUGGUAGGGAGAAAAGUGAUCAUGAAGAUGCUGAAACAAUGUUGAAAAGUUUGCCCGAUCAAUUAUGGACACAGAGUCCCACAGAUGUAGGGUUUUGUAAAAAUUACCCAGAAAUUUCGUUCGAGCUGACAUGUGAUGAUCCAAUUUGGAGGCCUCAAUACAAGCACAAACCAAAGGCAGAGGAAGGGAUCAGAGAUACCAUUGAAGGUUUGUUAACCGCAGGGGUUUUAGAGUAUGCUGAUUCCAAUUGGAACACACCCAUUCUGCCUGUGGAAAAACAAAACACAGGAAAAUUCAGAAUGGCACAUGAUUUGAGAACAAUCAAUCAAAUCAUUAAAACUCCAACUUUACCUGUUCCAAACCCAUACACUUCUCUGAAUUAAAUCACUCAAAAUCAAUCAUGGUAUAAUUGCAUCGAUCUCACUAAUGCUUUCUUCUGUUUACCUCUUGCAGAGCACGUGAGGGACAUUGUUUGACCGUAUUCACCGCGCACUCUGUUGUAACUUAUGUUAAUUAAUCAUCAUUUACACUUUCCACUCUGAGACAAAGACGGCUGGAAAACUGUCUCACACAACCAAAUCUGGUUUUCACACAUGAGGGCAUAAACAUGGCCUCAUAUUGGACAGAAGGAGAACCCCAUGACUGUUGUAUGACCGUGGAAAGGGAAGAGAAAAUUAGACCAGAUUUGUUGACACACAUCAUUCCGGAGGGAGUUAUGGUGUUUUCAGAUGGAUGUUGUUUCAGAGAUUCGAGUGGAACACUGAGGUCAGGAAUAGGUAUUGCAGCACUGCAAGAGGAAGAGAUUGAAAUAUUGAUAGCAGAACCUUUACAGGGACAUCAGUCAGCUCAGAGAGCAGAAAUUGUGGCAAUGACAAAGGCGCUAGAGUGGGGAGAAGGAAAAAUAAUCAACCUUUUUAGUGACUCUGCCUAUGCAGUGGGUGCAGUUGUAACAGAAUUACCUAAGUGGAAAAGAUGUGGUUUUAUGGCAGCUAACAACAAACCUAUUAAACAUCAGGAAGACAUCAUAGCAUUAGCAGCAGCUAUUUUGAAACCCAAGCAGGUGGCAAUCAUAAAAUGUAAAGGUCAUGAUAACAGUAACUCAGAUGCGGCACAGGGUAACCGUAUAGCCAACAUGGCGGCAAAGCAAGGUGCAGGGUACGUCACACAAAUGGUGUUACAAGAUGCAGAACAGGAAGGUAACAAUAACAUUUUAUCUGACCCAGACAUAGCAGUAGAGCAACAUAAAGCAUCACCUGAGGAAAAGUCUAUGUGGCUUCAAAAGGGGGCGGUACGUUUGAACAACGGCUGGGUAGGACCGGACGGUAAACCAGUUAUUCCACCUAGUAUGAUAAAACCCCUUAUCACUCAGGCACACACCCCCUCACAUGUUGGAAUCAAACAAACCAUUUCCAAUCUUAACCAGUGGUGGCACCCAUACCUGGCUGCUACAGUUAAAGAAUUUAUCGCUAACUGCAGGGUAUGCUCCAUACACAAUGUACGUGCUGGAGUGAAAUGUGCCCCAGGUGUCUUCCCGCCACGGGGACCUGGUGAGGAAGUGGUUAUCGAUUACACAGACAUGGGGGACAGAGUGGAAGGUAAACGGUAUCUUUUGGUUUUCGUGGAUGUGUUUUCAGGUUGGCCAGAGGCGUGGCCCACGGGGAAGGAAGAUUCGAUUUCGGUGAUUAAGUGUUUGAUUAACCAAUAUAUUCCGCGUCACAGUUUUCCACGAAUUAUUCGCUCAGACAACGGUACACAUUUUAAGAAUACAGAUUUGCAAAAGGUUGAGAGUGCACUGGGAUUGUGCUUCCGUUUCGGUACCGUAUAACAUCCUCAAUCACAGGGAAAAGUUAAACGCAUGAAUCUUAACCGCAUGACCUCAUUUACACCAUUUGAACUUCUGAUGGUAGUUCAUUUCCUGGUCCGUUCAACCCAGUGCACCCUGAACAAAUAAAAAUCUCGAUCACAGAACAUAAUUAACCAAACUGAAUGAAAUUGUUUUAAGUUUUUCCAAACAGAAAACCAUCUCUCGUGCAUAUCCAGAUGCAGAAAUCACUCUAUUGGAGGAUUGGGUGCUCCUAAGGGAUAUGGUAAGAUUGGACCUGCAGGAACUGCAGGACCAAAAGGGGGAAUCCAACACAGGGGAACAACAACAGGUUGACAUUUCACAACAGCAGGUUGACAUUUCCCAAAAGAACACAAAACUAACACUUAAAGAACUAAAGGGGGACUUAUUCAACAGUCCAGAACAUGAAGCAUUAGCUCACUGCAUUAGCAAAGAUUGUGCAUUUGGGAAAGGAAUAGCAUUGGAAUUCAGAAAAAGAUAUGGAGUAGACAAAGUAGUUAGACAACAGAAAGUGGUGGGACAGUGUGCGGUAACACAGGAAGGGCAAAGAACAAUCUUUCACCUGAUAACAAAAGAGAAAGCCAAAGAUUUGCCAAAAUACGACACAUUGAGACAGGCAAUAAAAGAACAAAAAAACACUGUGAAGAACAAAGGGUAAAAAAGUUGGCUAUACCCAGGAUUGGGUGUGGUCUGGAUAGAUUAGAGUGGGAAAAAGUAAGGGAUUUAAUCAAAAAAGAGUUCCAAAACACUGAAAUAACCAUUACUGUGUAUGUAAGGGAAUAAUAAGUGGAAAAAAGGGGAGAUUGUGAAGUAUUUUACUAUUUUUCAAAUAUUUUAAAUUUUUAUUUUGAGAUUUUUCAAAUAUAUUUUCAGAUUUUAAAGAUUUUACAUUUGAAUAUUUUACAACUUCCAAGUAUUUUACAGUUUACUAUUUUUGGUGAUUUUUAAAGGUGUUACAUUUUACAUUUUACCAUUUUCAUGAGUUUCAAGUAUUUCACAUGUUCACAUUUGAGAAUUUCAAAGAUUUUACAUUUUUCUACAUAUUGUGAUUUUCAAGGGUUUUCCAGUUUACAAUAUUUUAUGAUUUUUAAAGGACUUACAUUUAAUAUAUAUCCUUUUGUGGGCAUCGUUGAAGAUAUUUGAUAACAUUUGGCAAUUUUCAUAUAUGCCUUUAGGAGUAUUUUUGAAGACCAUUGUUUUACAUGUUAUGGAUUAUUUUACGAGGGCAUUUUGAAGAUAUCUUACAAUAAUUUUUGAGUUCUUUUGAUAUAGAGUUGUGUUUUACAGUUUAAUUUUAACGUGUGUGUUUCAAAGUUAUUUUACAUCCAGUUUAACUAUAUUUUACAGCUCUCAUACAUAUUUUUACAUCUAUUGUAUGAUUCUUUAUUGUUGUUGGAUGUUUUCACAGUUCUGUCCCAUUAGUUGACAGUUUUCAGUAGAAGGACAAUUAACCGAUUGUCGUAGAAUAUUGGCAGGCCAAAAAGGAUUACGUAAAAAUUUAUUUGCGUACUUGCGGUAGCGGCGGUUUGAUUUAAAAAAAAUAAAUAAAAAUAAUAAUAAAAAUAAAAAAAAUAAUUAUAAAAAAAUAAUAAUAAAAAAUAAAAAUAAAAUAGGUAAAUAAAUAAAUAAAUAAAAACUUUGGAGAGCAAAAAUGAAGAAGAUAGGAAUAUUACUGGUAACCACCUUUAUAGGGAUAACCAGCGGAAUGUUGUCCAUAGAAAUAGAUCCGGAAACUAAACAAACAAUCUAUUUUGAUUUAUGUAAAGUAAUCGAGUGUGGAAACGAUGAGGCAGCAUGGCGAAGACAUGAUGUGUACGGUUGUCAGUGGCCCUCAAACGAAAAGCCAAGUGCGCCUUUCUGUCACUCGUGGAAAUUUGACGUACAUUGGUAUACUCAACCAGGUUGGGUGCCGCAAUCUCCGUUUUUCAGUAAAGCAACUAAAUCAAUUGAACGGUACAAAUUUAUAAGGAGCAUGACAUUUAGAAGAGGUGUAGGAGUAAACGGGGCAGGAAUAAAUCCGAUAGUAAUUGGGAUACCCCCGUCGAAAAAAUGGUUACCGAUGUGGAUAACAAUAGGAGUAGACCUCACAGGGAAAGACCCAAAAGGGGUACUGGAGAUAAAAGCAAAGAAAGUAAGAGUGGGGGAGAGCCUGGCUGAAAAAGUAGAGAAGCUCAAGGAUGAUAAAGAGGCGGUGGUAGCAUUCAUAGCCACAGAUGAGUUAAUAAAUGAGGAAGAGCAAUGGGCGAUGGAGACAGGUUAUCAGGAAGAGAAUAAGUGGUUGGAUUGGGCGAGGUAUACGGCCAGACAGGUAGGUGUGACAGAGUGCUUUGUUUGUGCUGGAGCAAGACCUAGGUUAGCGACCGUACCAAUACAAGAUAGAAACUGGACAUGCAUGGUAAGUUUAUUUAAUAAAGAGAUAGCAGGGUGUGAAGAGUAUGAGAGAGAAUUCCCGCCAACGGACAGGGCAAUACCACCUGGGGUACAGGUACAUAAGGGGAACUAUACUUGUUUUAGGAAUGAGGAAAACCUAGGGGUGAAUAGAGGAACGUUUGAGAAGGGAUGGUGCAAAGAUACAAUAUUAAUUACAGACACAAUCUGGGCAAGGGAAUUGGCUAAUCAAAAUAGAUACAGGGCAGACAUAUGGUGGUUAUGUGGAGACAGGAAGUUGCGGAGUAAGUUGAGAGGAUCCUGGAAAGGAGAAUGUACGUUGGUAAGAUUGAUAAUGCCGUUCACAAUUAUAAAAACCAUGGAACAGGAAAAUAAACACAGACGUAAGAGAGAUGCGCCUGGAGGAGCAUUCGACAAUAGAGUAUGGAUAGAUGGUGUAGGGGUACCAAGAGGCGUGCCGGACGAGUUUAAGGCCCGAGACCAAAUCGCGGCGGGUUUCGAGUCCAUCAUUUUCUGGUGGUCAACGUUGAACAAAAAUGUAGAUUGGAUUAAUUACUUAUACUAUAACCAACAAAGAUUCGUGAACUUUACAAUUGACGCGGUAGAAGGGAUAAAACACCAGUUGGGUAACACUUCAUUGAUGACGCUGCAAAAUAGGAUCGCGCUUGACAUGCUCCUAGCGGAACGCGGAGGUGUUUGUUCCCUUAUAGGUUCCGGAUGCUGCACGUGGAUCCCUAAUAACACCGCGCCCGACGGCUCCAUCACUAGGGCGCUAAACGGGUUAAAAUCGCUGCAAAAAGAAUUGGCGGAAAACUCCGGAAUCGAUAACCCAUUCAAUAGCUGGAUGACAAAAUGGUUUGGGCAAUACAGUGCGCUGAUCACUUCAUUAUUAAUGUCCAUCGCAGUGGCCGCGGCGAUACUUGUAACCUGCGGGUGUUGUUGUAUUCCAUGUAUCAGAUCUUUGUGUAACAGGUGUAUCGUGAAGACAGUGGAGGGAAAGGAUCCUCCACCGUAUCAGAUGCCACUGCUAGGAGGAGGAUGAACCAGUGGUUGAUCUCCUGUAAAGGAGAUCAAAAGGGGGAAUGAAGGAAAAUGAGAACAUUUCCCACAUCAGUAUAUCCUUUCAUUAUUAAUAAUUGCAUUGCUUCUAAUAUUAUAAAGCAGUUAUGAGUAUUAAUAUUUAGCAGUUUAUCACAUAGUUUUGAAAUUAGUUUUGUUUAUGAUUGGUCUUAUUUGUUGUGCAUGAUCAAAGCUUAUAUAUGAAUCCAUUGCAUUUGACUCUAAAAGGUCAUGUCUGCAGAUUUUGGAGGCUUGCAGUCUUGUGUGGUAUGUAUGUAUGUGUGUUUUUUAACUUUUGCUUUGCAGAGACACCUGGGGAGAAAAACAGGAUGUCGGGGCGACAGGGUGAACUAAAGGUCAAUGUUGUUUAUAGCAGCAUGAACUUCUAAGACAGAAGUAAAACUUUCCAUCGAACGGGCCCCCACCCAACUACACAUAUAUAUUUUUGGGGUCAGAGGGAAAGGCAGAUCAGAUCAACCGCUCCUCGGGGGACCUGUUUCUGCAUUGGUGUUGUGUAAGGACAGGGACAGUUUUGACCCAGAGCUCUGUAAUACUUCAUUUGAGAUACUUAUUAAAAUAAUUUGAUUUGA